UCUACAAUCGGAAACACCUUCCAUUUUAUCCACACCAUUUUUUAUCAUUCAAUCUUUCUUGAAAUUCUUUCUGUAUCGCAAUUCCUUUAAAAACCGUCUCCCCCUAUUUCCCCCUUUUUGGAACUGUACCUUUUCACACUCAACCUUCGUUACUGCAAGAUUCGCAUCUCCCCACCGCCGCUUUCCGCGUUUUCACCCAAUUUAAUUCACCCAAUUUUUUCAAAACCCUUAUUAAUUUCUCAACCCAUAUCGUUUAAAAAAGCAAUCUUGCAGCGGGCCCUCUGUAUUUGUGAAAGUAACGUAGCUAUGGUUGGGAAGAGAAUUAUAGCCAUCUGUCAGUCCGGUGGUGAAUUUGAGUCAAAUGCAGAAGGCUUAUUGUCUUAUAGAGGUGGUGAUGCACAUGCUAUGGAGAUCGAUGAUAAAAUGAAGUUUAAAGAUUUCAAAUUAGAGGUAGCAGAGAUGUUUAGCUGCAAUCUUGGUACCCUGGCAAUCAAAUACUUCCUUCCUGGGAAUAAGAAGACCCUUAUCAGCAUUUCAAACGACAAAGACCUCAAGUGCAUGCUCAAGUUUCAUAACGACUCUGACACUGCCGAGAUAUAUGUUAUGACAGAAGAAAUUGCUGCCCCUGAUGUAUCCCAGAUGCUGGGGAGUAGGUCUAGUAGAACAACUUUGUCAGAAGCUGAUGUUCCUGUUGAUGCUUCCCCAAGUUUGGUGGAAAAUAUUGUGGGUGACGUAAGCAAGCCUGAUAUCCUUCUUGGUGCUGAUUUUGAUGUGGUUGGUGAUACUAACCAUGAUGAUGCCCAAACCAUGGUAACAAGUGAAAUGCCAAUAUCCAGUGAGAUGCCUAUAUCCGGUGGUUUGCCUUUGCCAAUUUCUUUCACUGCUUCGUAUGAUGAAAAGCAUACUAAAGCUGCACAACAGUGGCAGAACAAUAUCACUGGUGUUGGCCAAAGGUUCAACAGUGUUCAUGAGUUUCGUGAGGCCUUGCGAAAAUAUGCCAUCGCACAUCAAUUUGCUUUUAAGUACAAGAAGAAUGAUAGCCAUCGUGUGACUGUAAAGUGCAAGGCUGAGGGCUGUCAGUGGAGGAUACAUGCAUCCAGAUUGUCAACCACCCCGCUUAUUUGUAUUAAAAAAAUGAAUCCAACACAUACAUGUGAAGGUUCAGUGCUAGCUACUGGUUAUCAAGCAACAAGAAGUUGGGUAGCUAGUAUCAUUAAGGAGAAGCUGAAGGUUUUCCCAAACUACAAACCAAAGGACAUUGUUAAUGACAUCAAACAGGAAUAUGGAGUCCAGCUAAAUUACUUUCAGGCGUGGAGAGGCAAGGAAAUUGCUAAGGAACAGCUUCAGGGUUCUUAUAAAGAGGCGUAUAGUCAGUUACCACUUUUCUGUGAGAAGAUAAUGGAAACAAAUCCAGGAAGUCUAGCCACUUUCACUACUAAAGAAGAUUCAAGUUUUCAUCGCCUGUUUGUUUCUUUCCAUUCUUGUUUAUAUGGCUUUGAACAAGGUUGCCGUCCUUUGCUUUUUCUGGACAGUAUAUUUCUGAAGUCAAAAUAUCAAGGUUCUUUGUUGGCUGCUACUGCUGCUGAUGGGGAUGGUGGAUUUUUUCCGGUUGCUUUUGCUAUUGUAGACAUGGAAUCGGAUGAUAACUGGCACUGGUUCUUACAACAACUAAAGACUGCACUACCUAUGUGUCGUGGUUUAACUAUUGUAGCAGAUAGGGAGAAAGGAUUGAGAGAGUCGAUUGCUGAAAUCUUUCAGAAUGAGGAUGUUUAUCAUGCAUAUUGUCUUCGCUAUUUAUCAGAACAACUUCUUAGAGAUUUGAAUGGGCAAUACUCUCAUGAAGUAAAGAAGCUUAUGGUUGAGGAUCUUCGCAGUGCAGCUCAUGCCUCUAUGCCUGAAGGCUUCCAGAGGCAUGUGGAAAGCAUAAAGAGUAUAUCAGUCGAAGCAUAUAAUUGGGUGAUGCAAAGUGAGCCCGUUCACUGGGCGAAUGCAUUUUUCCAGGGUGCCAGAUACAACCAUAUGACAUCAGACUUCGGGGAGCAGUUUUACAGUUGGGUGUCGGAUGCACAUGAAUUGCCCAUAACCCGGAUGGUUGAUGCAAUACGUAAUAGGAUUAUGGAAUUGAUAUACUCCCGGCAUACGCAAUCUCUGGAAUGGCUAACACCAACGUUGACUCCAUCAAUGGAUGAAAGGAUAAGGUUGACUCCAUCAAUGGAGGAAAGGCUAGAGCAGGAAAGCCUCAAGAUCAGGACGCCUCCUCAAGUAUUAAUAUUAGCCAGUAACAGAUUUGAGUUUCGUGGAGAUACCAUUGAAACUGUUGAUGUCGAGAACUGUGACUGUAGUUGCAGGGGUUGGCGGCUAACAGGGCUCCCUUGUUUCCAUGCAAUUGCUGUUAUUGGUUGUCUUAACCGGGAGUUGAGGGAUUAUUGCUCUAGAUACUUCACAAUUGACAGCUAUAGAAUAACAUACUCACAGUCGGUGAAUCCUAUUACUAGCAUAGAUGAUACAUGGCAGAAGGAUACCUCUGAAUUGGCAGUGACAGUAACUCCUCCUCCAACUCGUCGUCCACCUGGCCGGCCUACUACUAAGCAAGUAAGCGCCCAAGAUGUUGGGAGGCGCCAACUCCAGUGCAGUAGGUGCAAAGGUACUGGACACAACAAGUCGACUUGUAAAGAGUUUUUGUUGGAGUGUUAGCGGUAAAGUGCUGCGACGUCGAAAAUAAUGGAUAGAAUCAGCUAUUUUUCGUACUAUUAUUUCACACUCCCUCUGUCGUAAGAUGAGUAAAAAACAUGCUUAUCUCGGUAUUAUAAGUGGAUCUUCAACCGGCUAAAUCCUUUCAACAAGCAUGUUUUAUUCUUUUAUCUUGGCACACCUUUGCUUUUGAUGGAAAGUGUCUUAUCGUUAUCACAUGUACAUAUAGAAGAAACAUACCUUGUUUUACCGCGUAAGCAUGUUUUUACAACUUUUGGCAAACAUAUAUGGUCGUGAAGUUGCUAUAGUCACACAA
This is a messenger RNA of Salvia splendens (bonfire salvia), 3007 nucleotides long. RefSeq lists its product as uncharacterized. The transcript has 4 exons. The record is from RefSeq and is a predicted model, not a curated record. NCBI's taxonomy places the organism in Eukaryota, Viridiplantae, Streptophyta, Magnoliopsida, Lamiales, Lamiaceae. Gene Ontology annotation, molecular function: zinc ion binding; protein binding. The coding region runs from base 307 to 2694 and encodes 795 amino acids.